UCCCACUCAAUGCGUUCUUUUGGACAAAUAUACUACAUCACGCACUUCCAAAUAAACCAUAAAACUACUAUGUUCUCACUGUUAUGUUUUCACUUAUUAUUUGUAUGAUUAAAGCUUGUGGAGUACCAGAACAGUUUUUUAUUUUAUUUUAAAGAUUUAAAAAUAAAACUUUUCACUAUACAGGUCAAGGCCUUCAGCUUUAGGGUUCAUCAGAGUAUGUCAAGGCGUAAAAUUGGAACAAAGUGACUGCUAUCCUCGGAUAUUGGGAAGGAGAAUAUACGAAUACCAACGGUACAUGUGCAUUAGAUUUUGCUAUGCCUCUUCUAGUCCAUGAUGCAACGAGUACGUUGCAAUGCUUUCUCGAUUUAAAUAACGUUAGUUUUAUUAAUCUUGUUAACUGACAGCUGACAGUGUUUGGAAGACGAUGUACGCGAUACAGCGCUCUAUUAGAUCAAACGGUGGGAUCUUACAGGACGGGUUGGGCAUCACAUUUACAAUAAACGUGCGUAUUGCGUAGUGUGACGCAGUGAUUCAUGCAGACUAACGUACUGACACAACGCUCACAGCUGACGUGUAAAACGCAACUCAGUUUGUUCUUCCAACCAAUUGGCUAACGAAACACUUGUUAUCUGUAGGCGUGAUGUAGAUAAAGCCUCAAAGAGACUGUAAAAUUGGACCGAUUUACAACAGUUGUGUUGGAGCCUGCCUUCAUGUGGCUGCUAGAAUGAGAAUGUGGUGCAGUUCCUCGCAGCCAACAUGAGCAAUGGUUGAAGCUACAGGACACAGCAAUCCAGCUUUGGAUAUGUCGGAUGACAGGGAGCCACCCACCCCUGACUCUGACUAUGAUGACCUCUUUUCCUUCCCAGACGAUGUUGAUGCCAUUGUGGAUGGACCAGCAUCGCUGGAGAGCCAAGGGGAACUUCAUGAUUCUGACCCACCGUUCAUUCCGUUCUCUGCCAUCCACGCUCCCCUGCAGAAGUUGCGAGAUCACCAGCCUUCAGUAUUCAUCCCUAACACAGACAUUGAGGUCAAGAUAACAGAUUACGACAGGAGCGUUACUACGCAUUUGCUAAAUCCCAACUUGUACACGAUAGAGCUGACACACGGUAGCUACAAGUGGACAGUGAAGAAGCGGUACAGUCACAUCCAGCAUCUGCAUCAGCAGCUGAAGAUGUACCGCACCAGCCUGGCGAUCCCUUUCCCCACGAAGGCGCACCGGAACAGGCGCUCCAGUUUCCGCAUGGAGCUCACCACUGCGUCGGGCGGCGACAGCAAGAAACGGAAAGGAGCGCUGCCCAGGUUUCCCAACAAACCAGAGAGUCUGGUACCAUACGAAGGAAUUGACCAUCGCAUCUUGCAGCUAGAAAGUUACCUUCAAAAUCUCUUGAAGAUCAAGAUCUACAGAAAUCAUCAUGAAACGCUGACCUUCUUGGAGGUCUCCCGGCUGUCGUUCGUGUCGGGGCUCGGCCUGAAGGGCAAGGAAGGCCUGGUGCUGAAGAGGACUGGGUCCACCCAGCCCGGCCGUGCGGGCUGCAACUUCUGCGGCCUCUUCAACUCCGUGGUGUGCGUCAGGUGCAGCUACCUGUGCAGCGACCUGUGUGGCACGUGGAGGAAGCGCUGGCUGUUCCUCAAGGAGACGUGCAUGGGGUACGUGGAACCGCAGAACGGGCGGGUGAAGUGCGUCCUGCUGUUCGACCUGGGCUUCGAGAUCUCCUCCGGCAUGUACGCGACGGGCCUGCACCACGGCCUGCAGAUCCUCAACCUGUCCAGGCAACUUCUAAUCAAGUGCUGGACUCGAAGGAAGAGAAAAGAGUGGAUGGCCGCCAUAAAGGAUACUGUUUCUGAAUAUGCUCGCGACUUCACGCAGAAGAACCGGCACAACUCCUUCGCCCCGGAGCGCAUGGAAACGGGAGCAGCGUGGUUUGUGGACGGCUGCAGCUACAUGUCUGCCCUGGCCGAUGCGCUGGAAGGCGCUCAGGAGGAGAUCUUCAUCGCGGACUGGUGGCUGAGCCCGGAGAUCUUCUUGAAAAGGCCGGUGAACCAGGAGGAAGGUGACUACUGGCGUUUGGACAAGAUUCUGGCCAGGAAGGCAAGCUCCGGAGUCAAGGUCUUUGUGCUGCUGUUCAAGGAGGUUGAGAUGGCGCUCGGGAUUAACAGCUUCUACAGCAAGCAGCGGCUUGUUCUCAGUCAUCCUGAUAUCAAGGUGUUGAGGCAUCCAGAUCACGCCAAGGCCGGAGUGUUCCUUUGGGCCCACCAUGAGAAGUUGGUAGUCAUCGACCAGACGUAUGCUUUUCUCGGUGGGAUUGAUCUCUGCUACGGACGGUGGGAUGAUCACGAACACAGGCUGACGGACCUCGGGGGCAUGUCUCAGGUGAUGGGGGUGCACCAGCCCCUGCGGAGGAAGCUAACCUCCAGCCACCCGCUGGCUGCGUCGACGCACAGCGUGAGCGUGGUCAGACACCUCGCCGUGAGCAGCAACGUCAUAGGCAUGGGCUUGCUGCAGGCAUCUCAGCAGGCGGUGAACGUGCCCGAGAAGGAGCCCGAAGCCCCCGGCGGGCCGCUGCACCCGAGCCACGCCCUGAUAGCCGCGGAGCGCCGGCAGCGUGACCCUGCCGGCCUCGACGCCAUCCAGGAGCACGUGAAGGGCAACACGCCGCCGCCGGAGAGGAAGCACUUCCUCGACAAGAUGCGGGACACCACCAACCGCAAGACCCACGAGUGGAUGAGCCGGUUCUACCACUCGGACAGCGACGACGGCGACGGCGACGAGAGCUACGACACGGGCAAGACGUGGACCCCCGGCGAGAACUUCUUCGCCAAGAUGGAGGAGCUGACGAGGCGGAGGACCAGGUCGUGUGUGGGCAGGACCCACCGGAUGGAGGAAAACCAAUCUAAAUCGGACUCGCAGAAACCUGAUAAAGAGGACUCAUCAGCAGUGACGAACGGCCUCAAGAAUCCGGGGCCGUUGGUGGGCAUCUCAGUAAAAGAGGUCAAGCCCAAGGCCUCGAAGGACAAGAGAACUGCGAACUUUGCAGGAGAACCUAAAAUUCGAGUGUUUGCGCCGGGCGAGAAGAAAAAGGUCCACUAUGAUGGUGACGACAACAGCACAACCUCUUCCAGAACAGACACUCCCUUACCAGACCUGUCGGGUGUGCCGAAGUACUGGCUGGGAAAAGAUUACACAAACUUCAUUGUGAAGGACUUCAAUAACCUUGAUUGCCCAUACAUAGAUCUGGUUGACCGGUACACCACACCACGAAUGCCGUGGCAUGAUGUCGGUGUAAUGGUCCAGGGUGCUGCAGCGAGGGAUGUUGCUAGACAUUUUAUACACCGUUGGAAUGCCGUUAAGUUGCAAAAAGCAAAAUUGAAUUCGGGGUAUCCAUAUCUCCUGCCCAAGUCUUAUAAAGAUGUCCUGGACUGUGGUAGUGUCAAUUUACCUCCAAUCAUUGAACAACUGUUUGUGAACAAUGUCAAUUGCCAGGUGCUGCGCAGUGUCUCGUCGUGGAGUGCUGGGUUCCUGGACCCCGAGAUAUGGGAGGAGAGCAUACACGAAGCGUACAUAAACACAAUCAACAACGCCAAGCACUACGUGUACAUUGAGAACCAGUUCUUCAUCACGCUGGGCAUGCAAAGCCACACCGUCCGCAACCAGAUCGGCGAGGCUCUCUUCAAGCGAAUAUUGCGUGCUCACAGGGAAGGAGCUGUGUUUCGAGUCUACGUGGUGAUGCCGUUGCUACCGGGCUUUGAAGGGGAGGUGGGCAGUGCGACGGGAACUGCUCUGCACGCCAUCACUCACUGGAACUACGCUUCAAUAUCUAGAGGUAAGAAUGCAGUAUUAAACAGGUUGAAAGAGGCAGGUGUGUCAGAUCCAUCAGAGUACAUAUCCUUCUAUGGCCUGCGCACAUAUUCUGUCCUUGAUGGAGACUUGGUAACAGAGUUGAUCUACGUUCACUCCAAGCUACUGAUUGUGGAUGACGUGACAGUUAUCUGUGGGUCCGCUAACAUCAAUGAUCGUAGCAUGCUGGGUCGAAGAGACUCUGAGAUAGCCGUUAUCAUACAUGACAGGGAGUUUGAGGAGGGCGUGAUGGACGGCAGAGCGUACCAGUGCGGCCGCUACGCGGGGGGCCUCAGGCGACAGUUGUUCCGGGAGCACCUGGGGCUGCUGCUGGCCUCCGCGAGCGGGGACGGCGACGCCCCCGACAUCAGCGACCCGGUGUGCGCCCACUUCUACCGGGACGUGUGGAUGGCGAGGGCAGCCGAGAACACCGCCAUUUACGAGGAUGUGUUCCAUUGCAUUCCCACCGACAAAGUACUGGAUUUUCAAUCACUCAGGAAAUAUCAACAGGAGGAAACAAUGUCCUACACGGACCCAGUAUUGGCUUCUAAAAUGCUGGACAAAAUAAAGGGUCAUUUGGUGAAGUUGCCAUUGGAGUUUCUGCGAGAUGAAGUUCUGACACCUCACGCAAGUUCGGUCCACGGUAUGAUGCCAACAGUGCUCUGGACAUAGUGCAGUGCCUACGGUUCACCGAGAUGAUUUUUGGGUUAUGUCGAGAGAGUCUAAAGACUUUUUUUUAAGUUAACUCGUGGCCAAGUUGACGGCUCAUAGAAUUUGGUUUUAUGUGUUGUGGUCCAAAGAAUCAUGUGUAUUUUAUAAACACAUUUUAAAAGUAUUUUGUUAUGUGGUUAGUGAGUUGUAAUUCUACACCAAAGUAUUUUAUUAAGUCAAACCAAAAUCUUUGAAAACUUUUUUUAGUGAUAUAUUUUAACUGCCUUCUUUUACAGGAAUAUUUUUUAUUGUCAUGGUAUCAAGUAGUACACUUGCAGAUUUUAAAUACUCAUUCUGUAUAACUAGAAUUGUUGUUCAUAUGACAAACUUUACACAGAGAAGUAAGUAUGCAUUGCUUGCCAUAUUUCAUGAAACACUUUUUAAAAUGUGUUUUAAUGUGGCUGAAAGGCAAUCAGUAUGUCAGUUUAUGUUUUAAUUAUUCACAAAACGUUUAUAAAUGUUAUUACAUUUUGAUAUUUUUUUUAAAUCUUUAAACAGUUUCAAUAUUGUUAAUGAACAUGGUUUUUAAUGUUAUGAUAGUUUAUUAGGUAAUUUUACUGAAGGUUUAUGUGAGCUGUUGGUAGCAUUAUUUACAUGUACGUGAAAGUAUGAUGUGAAAUCUAUGAUAUGAACAAUUGUGUUUUAGAGUAAAUACAAAUAGCAGGAAGAGAAUAUUUAUAUAAGUAUUACAGCUGAAGGGAGGUUUCACUUUAUCUUGGAGUGUUUGAACUAUUUUUUUUUUUUUGUUCAUUGUUCAUGUAAAAUUGGAAUUGAUUUUGGUGUAUUAGCCAGAAAUAUAGGUUGAACCAUCUGCGAACAUUUUACUGACAAAAUUUAAAUGCUACUUAGGGGUCGUCCAUUAAUCACGUGAUGUUUUUUUAGCAAAUUUUUAACAUUCCUCCCCCCUAGUGAUUUGUGGUGAGGUUU
Molecule: messenger RNA, 5473 nt
Organism: Bacillus rossius redtenbacheri
Lineage: Eukaryota; Metazoa; Arthropoda; Insecta; Phasmatodea; Bacillidae
Gene: Pld
Product: phospholipase D1
Exons: 23
Coding region: 764-4507 (1247 amino acids)
Biological process (GO): intracellular signal transduction; phosphatidic acid biosynthetic process; regulation of vesicle-mediated transport
Cellular component (GO): intracellular membrane-bounded organelle
Molecular function (GO): D-type glycerophospholipase activity; phosphatidylinositol binding
Source: RefSeq, a predicted model, not a curated record